Stegodyphus dumicola is the source of this 446-nucleotide messenger RNA. RefSeq lists its product as uncharacterized. NCBI's taxonomy places the organism in Eukaryota, Metazoa, Arthropoda, Arachnida, Araneae, Eresidae. The record is from RefSeq and is a predicted model, not a curated record.
UUAUUUAAUUUUACUUUACAGAUAACUGAAUACAAAGGACCCGAUUGCAAAAGAAUAUAAGAGGCAGAUAGGAGUCGAAAAACAGUAAGAUCGAAGCAACUGAAUGUAAGCAACUCGAAUGAGAAAUGAUCAGAGAUCCUCCUUUUACGGCGCAUGUUAUUGAACAUCUCAUUAUCUUGGUCCUGACGUCAAUUCCUACCUUCAGUUCUAAGCCACACGUUCCCCUGAGGAUAAACAUGCUGCAUAUACCUACUCCUGUGGUAACGGGCGACAGUGUUCUGCUCAGUUGUAGUUACGAUGUGGGUGAUGAAACUCUAUACGCUGUGAAGUGGUACAAGAAUAUGGGUGAGUUCUUCCGAUUCGUGCCUAAAUCUAAUCCAGCUUUCAAGACGUUCCCUCAAGUUGGAGUAGAUGUUGAUGUAAGUAUGUUUAAUUUAGUUACAUAA